ACGGCGAAACGUUGACGAAAAUGCCAGCAAAUAUGAAAGAUUUUCAUCGGGAAGCAUUCGCAAUCUGCUGUUUCAUCAUGCUUAUGGCCAGUGAGUGCCAAGCUGCAUUGAACACGCAAAAGACUUCCUUCUCGUGUGCAGGACGACCGGCGGGCUACUAUGCGGAUGUGGAAACUGGCUGUCAGGUCUAUCACAUGUGCGAUGGCUUGGGCCGUCAGUUCAGCUAUACGUGCCCCAAUACGACGCUCUUUCAGCAGCGCAUGCUCAUCUGCGAUCAUUGGUACAUGGUCAACUGCUCCAAGGCUGAGAGCAACUAUGCGGCCAAUCUUUUGAUAGGUCAGCGCGAUAAGCCGUUUGUCAAUGAUGAGGAAAAUAGCUUGCGAACGCCCCGUCCCGAUCUGCUAGAUCGUCCCUAUGCUCCUGACUAUUCUGGCGAAUCCUUCCGGAACCAAUACAAGCAGCUGACGCCUAGUCAAAAUCAGAUACGCGAUGAUUCCGUAAAGAGCCCCGAUAAAUUUGAUUCACAGCUGACACAAAAUGGUCAAACGCGCUGGAGGAUUCCCCCACCCAGCCGCACUAUUCUCCCUCCCGCCUUUGAGCCCCAAAUAGAGCUCACCAGCAGCACGCCUCAACCACGACCCAGAGUAAGCAGCAGCACCACCACCACCACCAGCACUCGCAGACCCACCACCACGCCGGCUCCUGUGUCACACAAGCGGACGGAAGCGCUGUAUCAACGGACUGUGGACAUAGAAGCGGAUGACCUGGGCACGAGUCACAGCACGCGCUACAAUACCUCGGCGGACUUUAACUCUGCUGAGCAGCCGACGACCAAGAACUCCACCAAGCUGGUGAAGUUCAUCAAACCCCCAUCGAAGAUCUAUGAGCCUCCGUUCGUAUAUCCCAUUUACAAUCAGGACGUCCAGGAGGUGCAGCCGGUUACGGAGACUUUGCGCACAUCGUCAGCGAUGCCCUUCAGCACAGCCGCGACGCAGACCCGCUUCUCGGCGGCAGCAGCCAGACCCAGCACCACUACCAGGCCACCCAGUCGCCCCACCACCUACGCCGGACAGCCCUUCUCCCAGAGCACGGCGGCCACCACGGCGAGCACAACAACCAAUUAUCGUCCAGCUGUGGCUCAGACAGAGCAUCGAACACCCACGCCGGCGCAAGCGUUCCGCCAGACCACGCCCACCUCGACAGUGGCGCCCAGAACUGGAGGCAAGGGCGAGCUGCCCUUCAAUGACCUGUUGCCGCCAUUUGUGGACUUUGUGCCACACGACAUAGCCACGACCCAGGGACCGCCCAUCUACUACGAGUGGAAGGUGCCCGCCAAUGGGCUGGUGCCGCCAAAGCUGGAUCCGCCCAUAGGCGUGGAUGGACGCGAGUACCCGGAGACAAAGGCCGACUACAAUGUUAAGGUCAAACUGGAGAGCUUCAACUCCAAGUUCAAUGACAUUGCCAACAACAAUGCUGUGGCGGCUGCCAGUGGAGCUGCACCCAAGCGACUGCCCAGCUCGCGUUCCAUCAAGCCCAACGAGCUGCCCCUGGGGUCCACGGAGAAAGCACAACGACGCGCGGAUGUGGUCAGCACCGGCUCCGGCUCGGGCUCCAGCUCCCCUUUGACAUCGGAUAUAACACAGCUGCGCAAGCAGCUGCUCAUACCGGAAUAUGCCUUUCCGCUGGAGACCAUCGGACGGACGGGCUAUGCACCCGGCUCCAGUGUGGCCGGGGAUCUUUACAACUCAUUUCAGCUGAAGAUACCGGAACGAAGAGCCGGAAGCGGUAGCUCAUUCAGCAGCAGUUCCACUCAAGGCAGAUGGUUCGGCGAGAAUCCAAAGUGCCCCGAGUGCCAUCCAUCCUUUGUGGUGCCCGGCACCUGCGAGCCCUGUUUGCGUAGAUAGUUAACUGCACUUACACUUAAGUUCCACAUAUCACAUGCCGCGCCUACGCACCGUCCUAGUAUUAGCUGACAUAUAUUGUAUUCAUAGCCGCCCCAGAAAAUCCGCCUUCGCAUCGAUUCAUGCAUUUAAAUGUUAACUUUAUUGUAUACACUCACAGUAAAAAUAAUGCGCAUUAAAUAAGUGAGUAAAACUACGUAUAUUCAAGCAUGAACCUCGGUUCACAAUUGCUACGUUCCAGGUGGUAAGUAUGUGUGGUGCUUCCUAGAUAACGCUCACUACAGCAAUGCAAGAGUUAUGCUUGCCUAAAACGGCAGACUAACUAUAUAUAGGUAACUUCGUAAAUUCCAUAGAGAUGGGCGCCGAGAAGCCUCAUAGAUAAUUUCGUGUAUGAGUAUUUUGCGAGAGUAGCGCUGCUUUGAGAGUCUUAUCAAUAUGCUUAUAUAAAAUAUACACGUAUGUAAUUAAUUGUGAUAAUAUUGCCUGAUAUCGGUGUAAAGUGACAUGAUUAUCUCUUCAAUUAUGAUUCUCUAAAAUUCAACAAGAUUCAACUGUGAUUCGUUCACACUCCUCUCUAACUAUGACUUGAUAGUCCUCAACAAUAAAAUUUAGUAAAUGAGUUCAAUUCAUUUGAAUAAAUUGUGACUUAUUGUGAUCAAAUCAAUCUAAAUCGUGAUUCACCAUAACUCUAGCUGCUCAGGACAGAUUAUGUGAUAUUAUAUACAAGGUGCAAUUGUUGCUUCGCAACUCCGUUUAACACUCACUGAUAACUUCUCAACACUGUUUUCUAGUGCAGUGCAAUAACGACUUUAGAUUGCCUCUUAGCAAAACAGUUUCAAAAUAUCAUUUUAAUAACGUUUUUUCAUAUUUUGUCAAGACAGACAAUUUCGAAUUGUUACAAUUUGUUCGCAUUGCCCAUCUCUAAAUUUCUUGAUAUAACAGAUUCAAACAUCCUAUUUAUGUACAUAAUAAUGCGUACAGAAACGCAGCAACGCGUGCAACAUCGGUGAAAACAUUUGAUUUGAAAGGCACAUUUAAGUAAAUGCAUCAUGAGUGGACUUCAGAUUCUUCUAGUUGCUAGUUUGAUGGAAAACUUGGAUACAUCAGAGUGAUCAGAUCAAAAAUCAAUCGAUAAAACUUAAACUAAUGGGAAAGACAAUAGGAUUGGACAAAACUCGAAUAGAAACUUUUGACUAGCACUUUGUUCAGGGUUCA
Molecule: messenger RNA, 3116 nt
Organism: Drosophila arizonae
Lineage: Eukaryota; Metazoa; Arthropoda; Insecta; Diptera; Drosophilidae
Gene: js
Product: jiangshi
Cellular component (GO): extracellular region
Molecular function (GO): chitin binding
Source: RefSeq, a predicted model, not a curated record